AUGAAUAAAGGGGUCUCUCGGUCGACCACAUCGAUUCCACCGGAGCCGGUGGAAAUCAUCCGUAGCAAGUCGCACUCCCGUCGGGUGACACUCAAUGUUGGUGGUCUUCUCCACGAAGUUCUAUGGAGAACACUGGACAGGUUGCCCCGAACAAGGCUGGGCAAACUACGAGACUGUAACACCCACGAGUCUCUCAUGGAGAUAUGCGAUGACUACAGUUUGGAUGAUAAUGAGUAUUUUUUCGACAGACACCCUGGGGCUUUCACGUCCAUUCUGAAUUUCUCCCGCACGGGAAAGUUGCACAUGAUGGAGGAGAUGUGUGCUCUGUCGUUCAGUCAGGAGCUGGACUACUGGGGUAUAGAUGAGAUCUACCUGGAGUCCUGCUGCCAGGCCAGGUACCACCAGAAGAAGGAACAGAUGAAUGAGGAGCUCAAACGAGAGGCUGAGUCUAUGAAGACCAGGGAAGGCGAGGAUUUUGAUACCACAUGUUGUUCUGAGAAGCAAAAGAAACUUUGGGAUCUCAUGGAGAAGCCUAGUUCAUCGUUAGCUGCUAAGGUAAGCACUAAGACAGUUUCAGACUCCAACGGUCUCUUUGAUUUCAAACUCAGUGUGAUUCUUAUAAAGGUCUCUUGA
Molecule: messenger RNA, 633 nt
Organism: Salvelinus namaycush (lake trout)
Lineage: Eukaryota; Metazoa; Chordata; Actinopteri; Salmoniformes; Salmonidae
Product: potassium voltage-gated channel subfamily B member 1-like
Exons: 2
Coding region: 1-633 (210 amino acids)
Biological process (GO): potassium ion transmembrane transport; protein homooligomerization
Cellular component (GO): voltage-gated potassium channel complex
Molecular function (GO): delayed rectifier potassium channel activity; protein binding
Source: RefSeq, a predicted model, not a curated record